Phytophthora sojae is the source of this 627-nucleotide messenger RNA. RefSeq lists its product as hypothetical. NCBI's taxonomy places the organism in Eukaryota, Oomycota, Peronosporomycetes, Peronosporales, Peronosporaceae. The transcript has a single exon. The record is from RefSeq and is a predicted model, not a curated record. The coding region runs from base 1 to 627 and encodes 208 amino acids.
AUGGCGGGACCAGCUGCUGAUGUCAGUACAAGUGAAGACCUCGAAAGUGGGCAGAUGAGGACUGCAACAAACGCAACUGCUACGACUGAGUUUCCGCUUGACGACGUCUAUGCAGCUCUCGCCCAUGACAAGUCGAUCCUCAAGUCUGUUGGAAGGAUUGUUUUCUCAGCGAUUUACCUCGGCUUCUUCACGUCCGUACUGUCCUCGCACAUUCCGACCGCGAGGAUGUACGAACAAACUUACGCCGUUUACUCGAUCCUUGCGACGUCGGGCAGCGAUGCAGUUACCCCGAGCUCGCCGAUCAAGUUCUUCAACAUUGGCCAGCUCAGUGACAUCUUCGACUGGCUGAACAACUCAUUCGUUCCAUCAGUGUUCGUGACUCAGGAUCAGAACGGAAACGACCUCGAUCCGGAAAACUAUGCGCGCAUCGGCCUCUUCUCCAAGGCUCUCGCAGGUGUUGUUAUCGAAGUGGUUCAAAGGGAGACCACUGAUUGCGCUCCAGAGAGCAACUACCUGUACGAUUUGUACCGUGAAUGUCAUAAAGACGAAUCCUCCCAGAAUUACUACAUCUUGUCUACAAGUCUCAAUGCGACCGAGGCAUCUGAAAUUCAGAUUCUGAAUACCUAG